Molecule: messenger RNA, 1357 nt
Organism: Zea mays
Lineage: Eukaryota; Viridiplantae; Streptophyta; Magnoliopsida; Poales; Poaceae
Product: cinnamoyl-CoA reductase 2
Exons: 6
Coding region: 143-1291 (382 amino acids)
Molecular function (GO): oxidoreductase activity, acting on the CH-OH group of donors, NAD or NADP as acceptor
Source: RefSeq, a predicted model, not a curated record
CACGAAAAGGGGAGCGUGCGACGACUUUCAGCUGACCUGCAGAGUUGAAUGUGCAUUUUUGGUCGUUUGCAUCCUUCGCGGCCGGCUCUUUCUGCGUGUUCUUCUUCUUGUCGAUUUCCGUCUUGUGUAUAUACUAUAUACUAUGCUGCUGGUGCUGGGUUGCAAGCAAGUGGCAACUGGCAAUAUACGGACAAGCCGUGGCGGGUAUAUACGGACGAAGAGGAGGACCGGAGGAGGAAGCUUCAGUGAGGCCCUGCACUGCAGCGGGAUGGCGUCGCCGCCGCCACCACGCGUAUGCGUAACCGGUGGCGGCGGGUACGUCGCCUCAUGGCUCGUCAAGCUCCUGCUCUCCCGCGGCUACGCCGUGCACGCCACUGUCCGCGACCCAAGUGAUCCCAAGAACGCCCACCUGCAACAGCUGGACGGGGCCCGGGAGAGGUUGCGCCUGUUCAAGGCCGACGUGCUCGACCGCGACGCCCUGGCGACCGCGGUCGUCGCGUGCGAGGGCGUCUUCCACGUCGCCUCCCCUGUGCCCGCGGACAAAGUCCUCGAUCCCGAGUCCGAGGUGCUGUCUCCUGCUGUCAAGGGCACUCUGAACGUCCUCCAGGCCUGCUCGGCAAACAACGUUCAGAAAGUUGUCGUGGUUUCGUCCACGGCUGCCGUUUACUUUAACCCGAGCUGGCCCCAAGGUAGAACCAAAGACGAGAGUUGCUGGUCAGACAGAGAUUUAUGCAUUAAGAACGAGAACUGGUACUGUGCUGCCAAGACGAUUGCUGAAGAAACUGCAGUGGAGUAUGGAGAGAAGAACGGGCUGAUUGUUGUCACGGUCUGCCCUUGUAUCGUUUUAGGCCCACUCCUGCAGCCGCUGAUCAAUGCCAGCAGCGAACUCCUCGUCUACAUUAUAAAAGGAGGUCCUAGGGUGCUGAAAAACCUCCCCUGGAACAUAGUCGACGUCCGUGACGUAGCUGAUGCUUUGCUCCUAGUAUACGAGAAAGUGGAAUCAUCCGGGAGAUACAUCUGUGCGCCUAAUCGGAUCAGCACAAACAACAUGGUGAACUUGUUUAAGAAGUCCUACCCUAACUACAAUUAUGUGAACUGCGACAACAAGGACUAUGAAUCUGAAAUCUCACCAGUUACAUCGGAGAAACUUAAGAGUCUAGGCUGGAACCCAAGGACAAUGGAGAAAACUUUGUUGGACAACAUUGAGUAUUUCGAGAAGGCAGGGUUUUUGCGUGAUGGAGAGGGUUAUCCUUGUCGUCUACCUCAUAUUUUUCAUUUCGCUUCUGACUAAUGAAAUAUAUUCUGUAAAACAAUUACGACAACUACUAUAACUGUCUUCGGACAAUUUAUUUCUCUU